CGCCGGCGUGCGGCAGGUAACGCAUCCCGGCUCCCGGCCGAGUUCAGAAUUAGCCCGCCGCAAGCCGAUACAUUACCAAAUGGGAAUCGCGCCUGCCAAAUAUGGCACGAAUCUCGAGUUUCUCGCUGGCAGAGCACCAGGCUGCGCGAACCUCUCUAUUCCCGUCUAAUGCUCGUGAAAAAACACGUAAAAACGCAUUUAUUUCUGUAGCGAGCGGCCUCUAAAUUUAGGCCGUAUGGAAACCGAAAGCUAUAGCGAUUUUGGUCGGCUUGCCUCGAUAUAGAUUAGUGUGCGUCGCUCGCGUCCACACGCACGCUCUGCCAGCGUCUCUGUUGCAGCGGUGCAUCUACUGCCGAGGUCUGCGGACCCACAGCUGACGUCACCGAACUGGAUGUCACUCGACAUGCUACCCGAGGGUGGAGAAAUAAUGCGUCGGGUGGCGUGUGGCGAAGGGUGUCCGGCGCCUGCGCCCCUACCACCGACUAAUAGAUUAUCAGAAAAUAAGGAAUUGCUUCGACAACAGCUGUUAUCAUCCAGCAAAGAUCGUAACAGCGAAAAAGUGGAGCCAAAAGUUAAACAAAUUCGGAACAGACAGAAGAAUAGGUGGAAGCUCAAAUUUCACCACCAAGCAUUGCCACAGGAAUAUCUUGAUCAUUACGAGCAGAGCCUCAAGGCUUCAGCAAAGAAAAAACCACAAGAAAAAGUCAAAGAGCAAGGCGACGUUAAUAUUACCAAUGAAGCAUUUAAAUUGUGGGCUCAGCGUCUAGCUGGCGUUCAAAACGAUGCAAAUCGGAGUGUUUCUCAAGCGGCUGUCAACAUGGCUGCCAAGACCAAAGAAGACAAGAAGAAAAAAGCCGCGGUGGCUCCGAGUAAAAUUAUGACGUACGACGACCUGCCUUACAUGGGCGAGAUGACACUUAAUAACUCCAAGCCCAGACGCGGCCGAAAACCAAAAAAAGCUGACAUCUGCCAUCUAAUAUACGAAAACUAUGGAACAGUAGUACCCGGCCAGCCUACACCCGGCGAUAAAUUAGGCUCUACGACCUGCCAACCGUUCAGAAAUACGGCCGCUCCCACUAAAACAAAUCUUCAGAAUAAAAUCAUUACAAGUUUAUUAGAAAGAAAGCUUUCACAGGAAAACAAAAGAAGACUAGAGAAUCCCACGCCUCCCAAAUUUUGUAGUCCAGACGAGCCAAUGCCGGAGGCACCACUUACUACCGCAGGACCCUUGCACAGCGAUGAUGAACCUCUGAAUCUAUGUAUUAGAGAUCUAAGAGACUUAAAAAUACAGAUUCAAAAGAAAUUUGGAAACAUAUACACAUCAACGCCAGAAAUCAAAACUGAAAUUGAGGAAGACUUAGAGAGCAUCAAGAGUGAACAACCAAACGCAAUAUCAGUUAUACAGAGAAACACCAACCUCCCUCACACAGCCAGCAGCUCACCUGACCUUUCACACCAGACGAGGAAUGUCUCUCCCACCCUAUCUGAACCGGCUCAGUCCACUACCAAUACAGAUGAUGAAAAGUUUCCUGGAUACGUGUAUUGGCCCAACGCUGGAAUAUAUAUGCAUCCAUUGGCAUUACAAACACAACUUUUGUAUUACCAGAAGCUAGCGGCUGCCGGCCAGUUGCCACCAACUCAGGACGGAGAUAAACUAACACAAACCAGUGCUAACAGUCCCACAGAAAAGUCACUCGAUGAAAAUAAAAAUAAACUAGUAUUGAAGCAAAUUUCCGAACUUCUAGAACCUAAAAUGAUUCCACAAUCGGAAGAUAAAAGCCCAGAGCCAACCAAAAAAAGAGUUUCACCGAAUCCUAAUCAAGGCCCUGUUAAAAGGAAGCGAUCAGCAAUUUUCAUUCCACCUAUGCCUGCUCGGAACAACUCGUCCACGCCUACUGCUGAAGUUAGUAUUUGCAAAUUUAAAUUUACUGGAGGCUCAAAACCGUCACUACAAGAAAAGAAAAUGCUCUCUGUAGAUUCUGGUGGUAACUUUAGGUACUACAGUGGAACUGGUACAAAAGGAACAAAGGGCUACGACUACAUCCAAAAGAACAAUGAAGAGAGGAUACAUUCGAUAGCACCAGCACCAUCAAUUUCACCACCACAGAAAAGCCUGGUGCUCAAAGACGAACUCAGUAAGAAGAAGAGAAAGUCGAGAAAGACUUUACAAAGGGAGAAGUUGGAACAGACAUUCAAGGAAAAAGGGUUUUUAAUACAGACACAACAGUUGCAGUCCGCAGAAGGUGCUACCUAUUGCAAGUUCAGGCAAUUGAGGAAGUUCACGAGAUAUCUGUUUAGAAGCUGGAAGGACUAUCUUCCUGGUGAAUUAGAGGAGAAAACGGCACAAGAGAAUUCGGAAGGACAGGCCAGUACUGCCAAUGAGGCUGGAGAAUGGGGGUGAUCACUGAACGAUGCAUGAUGAUGAAGAUUCAUGGCUAAAGACUUGUCGACCGCCAUCGGCCGUUAAUGCAUUUAACUUUCAUUAUUUAUUGAUAUAAUUGAUUAAAUUUGACAAUCGCGUUGCCGUCCAUUGUAGUGUGAAUAUAGAAAUUAUUUUAAAUAUAAUUAACAGUGUGUUGACUGUUUUAAAGACUUGAUAAAUGUGGUGGUUAGUUUAAUUAUUUCUAUUUAAGAGUACUUACUCAACUAGUCAUAUACAACCUCUUAUUACUAUUUAUAUAUUAACUAAUUACUAAAAUAAUUGCAGACAGUUGAGUGAUUUUUAAUUUGUGAAAAUGUGUUAUUUUGAAUUUAACUUUUCCUUCCUAUAGUCUUAAACAAAGUUGAAUAUGGUUGUGUGUACGGUUGCCAUUAUUUAUAUGUAAAUAAUGUUGAGUGGAUCUAGUCAUUUUGUUAAAUUAAUUAAAACAACAUUUUAUACUGAAACAAAGUUUAUUAACGCGUUUACAAAGUAAAUGCAAAUGGAAUGUAAACCAAUAAACAAUUUUAACUCAAA
Pieris rapae (cabbage white) is the source of this 2956-nucleotide messenger RNA. RefSeq lists its product as uncharacterized. The coding region runs from base 392 to 2401 and encodes 669 amino acids. The record is from RefSeq and is a predicted model, not a curated record. NCBI's taxonomy places the organism in Eukaryota, Metazoa, Arthropoda, Insecta, Lepidoptera, Pieridae. The transcript has 3 exons.